AUGAUGCACCCGCCGCCCAUGAUGCAGCAGCCCAAGCCCAAGAAGGAGAGGGAGCGGCGCCCCCUCCCCGUGCUGCAGUGUGGUGACCGUUACACCUUCUGGCCCGAGUACGACCCCAGCCAGACUUGGUUCACAGUCAUCAUAAAGUUUACAGUCAUCACAAGGUUUGCAGUCAUCACAAGGUUCACAGUCAUCAUCAAGUUUACAGUCAUCACAAGGUUCACAGUCAUCACAAGGUUCACAGUCAUCAUAAAGUUUACAGUCAUCACAAGGUUCACAGUCAUCACAAGGUUCACAGUCAUCAUAAAGUUUACAGUCAUCACAAGGUUUACAGUCAUCACAAGGUUCACAGUCAUCAUAAAGUUUACAGUCAUCACAAGGUUUACAGUCAUCACAAGGUUCACAGUCAUCAUAAAGUUUACAGUCAUCACAAGAUUUUCAGUUAUCACAAAGUUCACAGUCAUCACAAGGUUCACAGUCAUCAUAAAGUUUACAGUCAUCACAAGGUUUACAGUCAUCACAAGGGUGGCCGAGGUGGACGGCGCCUGGCUGGAGCAGUUCACCUCCCUGGGCUGGCGCCACAGCGAGGCCCUCAGGAUGCUGCGGGCACAGGGUCGCCAGGGCUCCAGGGACACGGCGCCAGAUAUCCUCGCCUCGCUCAAGAAAAAUGAGUUUCGUCUCUCCAAGCCUGAGAGCGAGGCGCUGUACGUGGAGGUGCUGUACACUGUGUUCCACAAGGUCGGGGCACAGCAACACGCGGCCGAGGACCUGCCUCACUACGCGCAGGCCGCCUUCCACAUCGAACCCCACGACCACAUCAGACUGCAGGCCGUGGCGCAGGAGGAGAAGCCGCCCAUCCUCGUCCUGAACCUGGUGGUGGUGGAGGCGGAGAACCUGGAAGCCAAGGACCCAAAUGGAUACAGCGACCCCUACUGCAUGAUGGGGAUUGUUCCCGAGGUGCCGGCGGGCCAUGGCGGGUCUGGCAGCUCGCGAGGAGGCAGCCGGCAAGGUAGUGUGGACGGUGAGAGUGUGGCGGCGCCCCCGGACCCCUCCCUGCUGUCCUCUCCGGCUCGCAUCAUUUCGAGCACGGCCGCCAUAGGCUUCAGCGACCCUUACUGCAUGUUGGGGAUCCAGCCGGCGGUCCAGCCAGGUCUUCCCGGCUCGCCCAGGGACGUGUACGGGCUGGCGCAGGGCUCACCGCCGCCCGACUCACCGAGGAACAGACAUUUCAGUGGGGGGUCACGCAACUCCAUGGACGUCGAGGCGGACACUGACGGGGACCGAAGCAGCAGUAGUGACAGCACCAAGUCCCUGGCCAAGGAGAGCCUCAGGAAGCACCACAGCAUGGCAAGGUUGAAUUUGGACUGUCUUAAGACCCCCGACGCUAAACAGGACAGUCCCCGGGAAAAGUUAAAGAAGAGACCAAGUUUCCGGCUCAGCUUCAAGCGGAGACCCACGGAGCCGAAGCGCGAGAGGCUGGAGCACCGGGACUCCCUGAGCAACGCCAUCCCGGCCAAGAUCAUUCGGGCCACCUCCGUCAAGCCACACACCCUCAACCCGCGCUGGAACGAGAAAUUCAGACUUGACAUCGACGACAUCAACUUCGACAUCCUUCAUUUGGACAUCUGGGACCACGACGACGAGUCCAGCGUGUUUGAGGUGGUGAGCAAGCUGAACGAGGUCAAGGGUGUCAAGGGUCUGGGCCGCUUCUUCAAACAGAUCGCCCAGUCGGCGCGGCAGGGCGGCGGCCAAGACGACUUCCUCGGCUGCGUCAACAUUCCCCUGCAGGACAUCCCCAGCACGGGCGUCGACAAAUGGUACCCGCUGGAAGGCCGCUCCCUGCGCUCCAACAUCCAGGGCCAGAUCAACCUCAAGAUGUGGCUGUCGACGCGCGAAGACCGCAACCGGUCGGAGGAGGAAGUCUGGGCCGAAGUACGAGAACACGAUCAAAUCAUCACCCUCUUCCUCCUUCACGAACUUAAUAAAUUCAAGGAGGACACAGCAUCGUGGGACGGGGAACUGAGCUUGGCGGCCCAGACCAUCCUGCACCAGCACGCCAUCCAGGGCGACCUGACGCAGCUGCAGCAGGCCAUGUGUCGCUGGAUGGCCGUCGCACGCACGCACACCUCGCGACCCCUCGACCACCGCGUCCUGCACCGCUACCUCCUCGCCCUGCACGACCUCUGGGACACGGAGACACUCGGCAAGGAAGAGGAGGAGAUGCUGGCGCAGUCCUACACGGGCUUCCUGGAGCACAGCCUGACGGAGGUGCGCCGCCACAAGGAGCUGUUCCCGACGCCCUCCAAGACCCACGCCAUCCGUCUGGAGGCUCUGCUCAAGUGCCUUUCGCUGCUGGCUGAGAGUCGCUCGUACUGGAAGGUGUGUCCGUUCCACAAGGAGGUGCGCGGCGAGGUGGUGGCUGCUCUCAAGAAAGGCGCCGUGGAGUGGUACGCCCAGGCCCGACUCAGGUACGACAGACACAGAGAAGCCAGUCUGGCCACGGGCGGCGACGUGGCGCUCGAGUCCUUAGCGAGACUCGCCCUGCACCUCACCCUCGACCUCCAGGCUGGCGCUGACUACUACGACAACGCCUUCUCAAUCGCCCCUCUCAAGAUCCCGUACGUGGCCAUCAACUACAAGAUAUUCGAGAAGCUGCUCUCCGAGGACACGCUGAAGGUGCUCACGGUCAUCCAGGUGGACGAGGACAUCGAGAACGAGAUCUGGCAGAUGUGUGCGUUGCUUCGAGACCUGGAGCUGAACAAGGAGGCGCCCUUCUACAACCCCCACUGCUCCACCAGCCCCUUCCUGCUCUACCUCGCGCUGGCCGAGUUUUCGAAGUUCCAGGAGCACGUGCCGUCAGGGGAGCGCCGUUCGUUGCUCCUCGGCUCCGUGUGGCGCCACUUCCUGCCCGCCGUCAGCCGCUGGGUGGACGUGACGGCGUACCGGGUGUUUUGCCGCAUCCGCGUGGCCAUCCUUACCGACCGAGUGGCCAACACGGGCGAGCCAGUGCAGUACACCACGUCAGCUGUCGACACCACCUCCUGCUUUUACCACAUCAAGACCUUCUGGCGUCACCUGGCCUGGCCGGACCCCUGCACCUCCUACUCCCUCGUUGUCAAGAUGGUGGAGACCAUGUCCGGGGCAGCUGACUACUACGUGCACCUGCUUCAGCAACGCCUCUGCACGCUUCCCACUGACAAGAGCGACAUGGAGCACGCUCAGCAGCUGUGCACGACCGUCAACAACAUGGAGCACGUCAGGCACUCCCUCACAUUGCUGCAAGAUGAACUGCAGAUUGAACACUUCACUCAGCUGCUGGACGCCCAGGACGGCAGCGGCGGCACCACGUACAGCGACCACCUCAACAGCCUCAUGCUGGAGGCCCUCACUAACCUGGAUGCAAGGAUCGCUGGCUCCUUGACUCCUGUAGCAGAGCAGAUCCGCGUGGAGCUGCAAAAGGACGUCUUCCACCUUGCCUGGUCCCCGGACUCCCUGCCAGCGGAGGAGGCAGUGCGGCCCUUACUGGAGCACCUCUUUGGCUCCCUCUCCACCUACUCCGCAGCACUUCUCAAGAACAACCUUGACCGCCUGCUGUAUCUGCUGUGGCUGGCGGUGCUGAACGCGCUGCAUGACCAAAUUGGUAAAGACAGUGAGGAGAAACAGGAGGUAUUCUUCGUGCGGCUGUACGACGCGCUGGAACUUCUGAGAGGCUUCUUCUCCGCCCAUGGCCGAGGGCUGGAUGACAAUUCCCUUGCGGGGGUGGAGUACAUCACACUGGAGAGACAGCUUAGGCUCCACAAGACAUCAACGGAAGUCCUCAUCGAGACGUACCACUUGGAGCGUCUGAUGGAGCAGGAGCACGUCGAGGGCCAAGAGUAUGGGUCGCUGUUUGUCCGCGUGUACUUCAACCAUGACUCUCUGUGCGUGGAGGUACUGCAAGCCAGGAACGUCAUCCCUCUCGACCCUAAUGGCUUCAGUGAUCCCUUCGUGGUGAUUGAGCUGCUGCCACGUCGCCUCUUUCCCGGGGCGUCGCAGCAACAGACCAACGUCCACAAGAAGACAUUGCACCCGCUCUUCGAUGAGUGUUUUGAGUUCCCUGCCUCACUGGAGAGUUGUCAGGCCAAGGGCGCCAUGAUCCUGUUUACGCUGAUGGAUCAUGACGUCAUCACCUGCAACGACUUUGGUGGCGAGGCGUUCCUGUCCCUCAACACCAUCCCAGGCGUCGUGGCGUCCUCCUCCUCUGUUGACAACUUCCAUGGCCUCAAACCCAUCGAGCUGAGCCUCAUGUUCCAGAAGGACCCAGACAACGCCAUCCUGAGGGUGCUGGAGACAAGAACGAGUGACAAGGCAGCAAUGGAGUUUGUCAAAAAACAGAAAGAGAGGAUUGCUCGGCCGACUUAGGAUUCAAAGCCACACCACUACCAGCCACUCAUCCAUCCCUGCCUCCUGCCAUACCAUCUGUUUUCCACCGCUGCUGCCUCCUCUUGCCAUUUGCUCGCUCAACUACUCGACGCAAGGGAACUGUUUACUUAUUCUUGCUCAUCUCUCAUCAUCCUUGUCCUCAACCUCACCGCUGUCACCUACCAGUGCUCUCCUUCUCAGUCGCCUCACUUCCCUGCGUUCCCUCCUGCCUUCUGCCACUCACUCGCUCAACUACUGGACGCAGGGAAACUACUUGCUCUCUCCUGUUCAUGCCUCAUUGGCCUCAUCCUCAUCCAUUCUGUUGCUGCCUUCCAGUACUCUUCUCUACAGUCUUCAUGUAUACGCUCCUCCAGCAGCCAUAAGUAUUUGUGUCCCAUAAUUACAUAGAAGUGAACCACACCGCUGGAAACACAAGUCAGCCCAUUGGUUGAAAACAUGAUGAACAGUGAUGAGUUUAUGCAUAAAUGUAACUCAUGCUUACACCAAAAAUCACCUUCAGCCCACUUAAUGUAUGUGUCCAAGAUAAGUACGUAGUGUUUUAGUUAGGAGGAGAGGAUAAACGGAGAGUGUGAUUACCAAAAAUAUUAAGUGACUGCAGCCAAUGUGUAGCUAGUGUUGGCCUCUACUCGCCUGCAUAGCUCCUUGAAGCAGCUGGAUCCUCUUCAAGAGAAGUCAGCAGAAAUUUACUCACUUUUUUCCUGCUUCUUUUGGUGGAUGAUUAGCAUGUAUUUGUACAUAAUUAUGGCUCUCACGUAAAAAUGUUACUGGAAAAUUGACAUUCUUAUCGUUAAUGACUCCUUCGCCUCAUCAUGGUGGCAGUGUAGUGAUAUCAAAAUAUUGUUAUUAUCUGUGAAGAUUCACCACGAGGCAUCGUUACUUGUAUAUGGUGUCUGCACAUUCCUCGAGCGCUGGUGAUAGCAGCGUCUUGGUCCAUGAAAGGCGUGACGCUGCCAGCACAGUGACGGAGCCUGUCCACCGAUCAGGGCAGUCGCCCGCACCUUCCUACUCUUGUUCGGUGUUCUCUUGGGGUGUGAAACGACACACGUGUGUUAUUUUCUAUCAAGUGUAAAAAUAACUGAAGGUAUGAUGAAGGGUUGCUCUGUAAUCACAGUUUUUAGUAGCUUUAAGACAAACAGUUGUAGUUUCCAGAGUUUAUGAUAAUCUUCUAGUGUUUAAGAUACAAGGAAAUCAUAUGAUUAUAAGGUUGGAUGUUAAUACAUUUUACCGACAACACCAAGACUCAGAAUGUGAAUGUGUGCAAGGAGGAAAACAUGUGUCUUGCGGCAGCCUGCCUCUGACAUGGUGAGACCCCAAGGCAUGAGUCAGUGCCCCAUGAGCCCGCUGAGGGUCAUGGUGGUGGUGUUGAAGAGACAAUGGUGUGUCAUCAUGUAGUAUUUAGUCUCUUUUGCAGAGUUAACUUUUACCAGUUCACAAAUGUCUAUUUUCUAGUAGUGUGUAAAGCUUUCUUCUUGUACUGUUUGACAAAUUUCUAUUUUCUAUUGGUGUGCAUCAUCCUCUUCUUCCCUCUUGUUGAUAUAGUGCCCCGUCAGGCUGCUCCACAGUUAGUGUUUGUAUGUACACAGGAACCUUUAUUUCUGCCUCACUGUGCAGGCCACCCAUUGCUGAGUGUCGUGGUGGCACCGCCACCCCUCUCGUGGCUGCCCCCUGUGGCAUCAACAGAGGCGUCAGUGGUGGCAGCAGCUAGUGGGUGCACGCCAGCAGGGAAGGGGAGGCAGCAGGUGGCCCUCCACGAGCACAUCCGUUCAUUGAUCAAGCAAAGCCUUGCCUGGAGUCCCUCAGAGCACAAUAGUUCCUGGUGGUACAAAGCAAGCAGCGCGAGUCUGGUGAGCCGCUGACACACCGUGGGAAGCCUUUUACCUAGCCAUCCUUUGUGUUAUUGUUAUUACUUUUUAUUGUACCAUUAUCAUC
Messenger RNA from Eriocheir sinensis (Chinese mitten crab), 6351 nucleotides. RefSeq names its product BAI1-associated protein 3-like. The record is from RefSeq and is a predicted model, not a curated record. Bases 1 to 4401 code for a protein of 1466 amino acids. Lineage: Eukaryota; Metazoa; Arthropoda; Malacostraca; Decapoda; Varunidae. The transcript has 31 exons.